GUUUUUAGAUGUAAUAGCCACCUUACGCCAGCAGAUGGCAGAGGGUAGCGCCGCAGCUAGAGAAAGGGUUAACGACAGCGGUAGGAGAAGCAGAGAAUGAAACGGAGCAAACCAGACCACGCGGAGUUUAUUAGCAAGAGAAACGAGUGAACUUAAGGACUCUUCUGAACAAACUGUAUUUUACAAAGAGUUACAAGGAGUAACUGGUCGAAGUUUUGUCAAGGAUUGUCAAGGAUUUAGAGGUUUUGUUUUCCUAUUCUCCGGUUGUUUUUUUGUUUACCCUGACAAACUGAGGGGAAGAAAGGGAGAAAGAAGCAGAGUUUAUUGUGCAACCCGCCGAUGGACGGACAUACAGACGGACAAAGGACGUGCCACAGACAAAGAGUACAUCGCAGGUGUGCUGAGGAUCGCGUCGCCGAUGAGGAGGACGACUUCACUCCAUGUCCUUCAAUUCAUCGUACAGAUAAGCACUGAACAAUCAUCACACCACAGCCAAAGGGAAAAAAAAAACACACUACCCGGGUAGAUGGACUUUGGUUUCGAUUUAUGUAGUUUAUUUUGUCAGAGCUCUGAUUUUAUUUUGUUUCUUGUUUAAUUUUCUCUACAAACUGAAGUGAUUGAGAGGUCAGGGAAAAGUUGAGUUUCCCAACUUAAAGGACAGUAUAAGGGAAAGGACAAUUUAACUCUGAAUCCUAACAACUGAAUCCUACUGGACUAAGGAAGGUUUUGUAUUCACUUGAAGUGUGGUUAUCAUAAAAUUUCACAAAAGGUAUGAAACUGCAUAAGGUUAAGUGUUAUUGUUAAAUAAAGGCCGGCUAUAUGUUCAAACAAGCGUUCAAAUAUUUUCCUCUACCCCUCCUUGAAAAGUACCUAGGUUAAGUGGUCGUGGCGCUUCCUACAGUGUACAAAGGAAGUGCUACACUUAUAAAAGUGAUUUCCCCGCACCUUUUGAAAAGAAUCCACAUCCUCCAUUUUAACAUAAUUAGUGACAUUCUACCAACACACCUGCUCUAACUGAACCCUUGUCUUCCUGUGAUCUUGUUCCCAAAACUUUUAAAGCCAAAUUUAACUAAAUCGAUGCCCUCAAAACUAAACAGCAGCUUUGCUUUGUCAGUCACUACACUAGUGUUAACACAUUUCUCAUAUUUAGCAGCACUUUUCAUAUAGGAAAAUUCAGAAAUAGCAAUUUUUCACAGAAAACAGUCAAAUCAGUAUCACCCAAACUGGGUUUGAACCAGACCAUUAAAAGUUCUGUUAUUUGACAAACUUUAAAUGCAGCAAUGUAUUCUAUGCUGUACUGAAAAUGUUUUCAAAUUCCUCUGUAAGGUCACUUAAUGAAAUUGGUGCAAGAAACUAUUGAUAAAAUUUUUGUACCCCUGUGCUCGCCGUCGGCUCAAACGGCAAGUAUUGUCCCAUCACAGGUGGACAUUUUUAUAGCACUGAGUCUGAAAUCAAGACACUAUGGAGUGUCAUUUCCAUUUUAACUUGUCGUUGAUCUUUACAACUAUUUACCAAAAGAAAUAAACAGGCCUUCUUCAUGGCAUGAUCUACAUCUAUCAAAACUUGCAAUUUUCAGCAUCUAGGCUUCCUGUUCCUUCUGUGGAUCCUGUGGUUUGGAGGGUGGACCUACUUAGAUCACGUUUAUCCUCGUACAUCCCACAGAUGCUCAAUAAGAUUUGGAUCUGGGGAGUGUGGAACCUGGGUGAACAGCUUAGCUCUGUCUUGUUCCCUGCCACUCCUGAGCAGUUUUUCUGGUGUAUCGAGGUGCAUUGUCCUGCUGAGGGUGGCAACUGGCAUCCAGGAUUGCUUUUGGAGGUUGGAAAGAUGGGAGGUUGGUUGACCUGCAAUGUUUAUUUGGGUGGUACAUCCAUCCAUCCAUCCAUCCAUCCAUCCAUCCAUCCAUCCAUCCAUCCAUCCAUCCAUCCAUCCAUCCAUCAAUCAGUCAGUCAAAGUAUAUUUGUAUAGCCCUUUACAACAGGCCAAAGGGUAACCAAAGUGCUUCACAGUAAAGACCAAGAAAAUAACUUAAAAAGAUGUCAAACAUCCACAUGAAUAUCAGGACUUGGAUUUCCCAGCAGAACGUUGCAUUAUAACAAGAUGAUCAGUGGUUUUUACUUCAUCUGUCAGUGGUCAUAAUCUUGUGGUUGAUUGUUCAUAUUUGAUCUCAUACGCUGUCCAGAAAGAAAUGGAUGAAAAAUGAAAGCAGAAUUACUACAGUAUAGAAAUAUUGUAACAAGUAAAAUGAAAGCAUUCAAAAUUUGACUUCAUCACUAUGUAUUUAAUGUGACAAAAAUGAAAGUGCUCAUUAUUUAGAAGGGAUAGUUUCAGAAGAAUGUGUCAUAUGACUGCAUUAUGAUUGUAGUGUGCUAUUUUGAAUAUACUACUGGGUAGAUUGUGAAUUCAUUCCUUGGAAUACUUUACAUGUUAUCUUAGUCUUUAUAACAAUACAGAGAUAUGAAAACAUUUGCCUCUGAUAUGCUGUCACAUAUCCAACACAUUUCACUUGUAUUCACACUCCAUGGUGCUAAUUGUAGCAUUAUGUGUGCCCUUAGCAUUUACUGUUUCAUUUAGAAGUUGAAGAGAAUUUGUGAGAAAUGUCACCCCAUAUACGUUCAACACCUUCCAGUCCCUCCACUGACUAAACUUGCAAUUUUCAGCACCUCGACUUCUUGUUCUAUCUGUGGGUCCUGUGGGUUGCAGGGUGGGACCUACCUAGAUCAGGUUUAUCCUGGUACAUCCCACAGAUGCUGAUUAAGAUUUGGAUCUGGGGAGUGUAGAACCCGGGUGAACACCUUAGCUCGGCUGUGUUCUCUGGGCCACUCCUGAGCAGUUUUUCUGGUGUGUAGGGGUGCAUUGUCCUGCUGAGGGUGGAAACUGGUAUCAAGGACUACUGUUGCCAUGGGGGGUUGGGGGGGUUGGUUGACCUGCAAUGUUUAGGUGGGUGGUACAUAUCAGGACAUGAAUGUCAGGACUCAAGGUUUCUCAACAGAGCAUUGCAAUAUAACAAGAUUAUCGAUGUUAUUGAUUUUAUUCACUUCACGUGUCAGUGGUCAUAAUGUUGCGGUUGAUCGUUUAAGUUUGAUCUCAUACUGUGUCUUGCGAGAAAUUAAUGAAAAACAAAAGCAGAAUUACAACAGUACAGAAAUAUUGUAACAAGUAAGAUGAAUGCAUUCAAAAUUUGACCUCAUCAACAUGUAUUUAAUGUGACAAAAAUGAAAGUGCUCAUUAUUUAGAAGGGAUGGUUUCAGAAUUAUGUGUCAUUUUGCUGCAUUAUUAUAGUGUGCUUCUUUAAAUAUACCACCGUGUAGCUUGUGAAUUAAUUCUUUGGAAUGCUUUACAUCUUACUACUUUACAUGUUAUCUUAAUCUUUAUUACAAUGCAGUGAUAUGAAAACAUUUGCCUCUGAUAUGCUGUCACAUAUCAUCCAUACCUGAUGUGGAAGCCAAAUUCUGGUUCAUGUGCUAACUAACGGGAGUUCAGAUAAAAGGAGAGGACAAACAGGGUGAAAGGUGGUGAGCAGAGGUCUUCUAUAAAAGCCAGGUAGUUCAGAGCCAGACUGUGGCAGCAGACAGGUGAACCAGCAGAGGGCUGUUGAGAAUCCAGGUUUAAUCCAGAAUGCAAACUCUGGUAACUUUGUGCGCUCUUCUCCCGCUCCUCCUUUCUGUGCAUGCAGAUGUUGUGGAACGUUUUGAGGAUGAGCCAGAGUGUGUGAAAUACUUUUAUAAAGAGAAGGUGCCAGAGUGGGGAGCUUCUACACCUGGAGCUGCCCGCCUCUGUCAGCGCUUUGUCAACAGGUACCACUUUGCCACGCUGUAUGACACCAACCAUCGCAUCGCUGUCUACUCUGCCUACCAGUUCCAGCCCAGUAAUGGAGGUGGCAGAGAGAGCAGGUGGUUUGUGGAGCCUCAGCUGGUCAGUAAGUCCUGGCAAGCAGAGAUGACGUAUAGUGACUCGCUGGGGAAGAACUACCCUGGGGUUUACCUCGGAGAGAAACAAGCUCUGAAUGAGGACUUUAUACGCUCUGGCUUCGACCGUGGUCACCUCAACCCCAAUGGACACCAUGCAGUUCCUAGUCGCAACGCCACCUUCACCCUGACCAACGUGGUCCCUCAGAACCCCAAGCUGAAUCAGAACUCCUGGAGGAUCCAUGAGUCCGACCUCACAAACCUUUUCAAAGCCAAGUGCUCCAAGGCCUUUGUGCUGGUUGGUGCCGUUCCCUCUGCAGAAAAUUGGAUUGUCAAAAACAAUGUGAAGCGUGUCAACAUCCCAGACUACCUGUGGAACGCCUACUGCUGUGUGGACAACAAUGACAAACCCAUUCAGAGUGGUGCUGCCACAGCAAGAAACACAGAUGACGACAAGGUGGAGAAGCUCUCUCUGGUUGAACUGGGAGAAUUCCUGCAGCAGUUCUCCGAUGAGCCAGUAGGAGAGCUGUUUUAUAACGACUGCAGAGCAUAAGAGGAGGAAAGUUGUCACACAAUAGAAUUCUUAACAGGCUAAGCAAGAAAAAAUUGUGUUAAUAGUGAUUUAAAUGAGUGAUUUGUUGUCCCUGGAAUAGCCAUCAGACUCUUAUCUGAGGCUGCACACAUGUUAAUAGAAGGAAAUCAAAAAUAUUCUGGAUAAUGUGCUGAAGAACCAAAACAUCCUGAAAUAAAACUUUAACCUGUUGAUGCAUCUCAA
Molecule: messenger RNA, 4680 nt
Organism: Amphiprion ocellaris (clown anemonefish)
Lineage: Eukaryota; Metazoa; Chordata; Actinopteri; Pomacentridae
Product: endonuclease domain-containing 1 protein-like
Exons: 6
Coding region: 3616-4458 (280 amino acids)
Molecular function (GO): metal ion binding; hydrolase activity; nucleic acid binding
Source: RefSeq, a predicted model, not a curated record